AAACCCUAAUUCUUCGAGUUUCUCUCCUCUGGUGGUUUCAGUUGUUCUUCCAGCUUUCAGUUCCGUAGCUGUGUAUUCUCUCUUUCGUUAGUCUUCUUGUUUGAUACGGAAUCGUCUCUGCUUCUAGCUUCCUCAAAAUUAGGUUCUUAGUCUAGCUCUGUGUUGAUUCGUGUGUCCUUUUGUUCAUACAUCGUCUUUUAUGUGCUAGAUAACGAGUAUUGUAGAAUUGAAAGAACGAUUUUUUUGUCUCAAUUAACAAAAAAACUACUCGGAUGUUGGUCAGAACCAUUAAAAUACACCUACUGUUGAGCUAGAAGCAGUUCAAAUUUUGUUUUCAGUGUAUUGUAGCAAUGGAGAUUGAUAGAGAAGAUGGAAGAACACCAAAUCAGCUGAGACCUCUUGCUUGUUCCCGUAAUAUCCUUCAUCGUCCUCAUGGCUCUGCUAGUUGGUCACAAGGGGAUACAAAAGUUCUAGCUGCGGUUUAUGGACCUAAAGCAGGAACGAAAAAGAACGAAAAUGCUGAGAAGGCUUGUUUUGAAGUCAUAUGGAAGCCUAAAUCCGGGCAGAUUGGAAAAGUUGAAAAGGAGUAUGAGAUGAUAUUGAAAAGGACGAUACAGAGUAUUUGUGUUUUGACUGUUAAUCCAAAUACCACCACCUCAGUGAUAAUUCAGGUUGUGCAUGAUGAUGGUUCUCUUCUACCAUGUGCGAUAAAUGCAGCAUGUGCAGCGCUUGUCGAUGCAGGAAUCCCUAUGAAGCAUCUGGCUGUUGCUAUAUGCUGUUGCCUGGCUGAGAAUGGAUAUCUCGUACUCGAUCCAAACAAGCUUGAAGAAAAGAAAAUGACGGCCUUUGCUUAUUUAGUCUUUCCAAAUACAACUCUCUCUGUUCUUCCGGAAGGGUCAUCAGUAGCGGAAGGCGAGCCAGUAGAGCAUGGGAUCAUCACAUCAAUUACACAUGGAGUAAUGUCAGUGGACGAUUAUUUCCUGUGUGUAGAGAACGGCCGUGCUGCUACGGCUAGUUUAUCUGCAUUUUUUAGAAAGAACUUCCAACAAAGUUCAUCCAAGGCUGGGUAAAAGCACAAAUUCAUAAUGGUUUGCAUGAGAUUUUGAAACGGUUUCAUAUUACUCCUGUUGUAGCUUUGAUAGAAUCCUUGUCGUCUAUGUGUCUAAUCAAAAAUCAAAAGCUAGUGGCCUAUUAUCUAGUAUCAUUAGAUAUGUGAACAGAUGAACCUCGUAUCUUUAAUACAAAUGGUAGCCAUGGUCAGAGCUAUUGAUUCAUCACUUGUCUUGACAAUUUUUCAGCCCGUGGGGAUCAGAUUCGAGUCAAUUAUAAAGAACAUGUUCAUGG
Molecule: messenger RNA, 1344 nt
Organism: Arabidopsis thaliana (thale cress)
Lineage: Eukaryota; Viridiplantae; Streptophyta; Magnoliopsida; Brassicales; Brassicaceae
Product: Ribosomal protein S5 domain 2-like superfamily protein
Exons: 9
Coding region: 351-1070 (239 amino acids)
Cellular component (GO): nucleolus
Molecular function (GO): double-stranded DNA binding; identical protein binding; single-stranded RNA binding
Source: RefSeq, marked reviewed